CAUCCGAGCCCAGCCUUCUCUCUCCGUCCCCACAACGCCUCUGAAUCGCCAUAUUGGGUACUGAGGUUACUCUGCAGUUUCUCUCAGUCCGGGACGGAAUUGACAAGAGCUCCUUCGGUUCCUCUGCAGUUUGUUUUGAUGAUUCGCGGGGACUAUCUUCGGCGUCAGAACACCGCAGAAGCCGUUUGCGCCUCCAGCUUGACAUACGCAUGGCAUAAGCCGUUUCACGCCUGUUUCGGAUCUUUCCCCCCGUGACGAGGAGAUACCCGUUGUUUUUUUGUUUUUUUUUUCUUCUCUCACUCUCCGGCGACGUGUUUUUUUCUUAUGAAAACCGGACGCUCCUGGCUGCUCGAAGAUUCAGUUUUUUUGGGGGGUAAAAUGUCAGACGUUCGACUUUCAAACGGAAGCCCGACGUUGGAACGGACGGAGCCCCGGGUUACGGAACACCCGAAGCCGUCAGCCUGCCGAAGCCUCUUCGGCUCAGUGGACCACGAAGAGUUAAAGAGGGAUUUAAAGGGACAUAUGCGGGAGCUGCAGGAGGCUGCGUCCGCCAAGUGGGGCUUCGACUUUGCCAGUGACAAGCCGCUGCCUAACGCCAGGCUCACAUGGGAACUAGUGGACCCCGCUGAGGUCCCGGAUUUCUACGUGCGGCCCCCGCGGAGGGAGAAAGGCGUCUGCUCUGGGAAUAACAAUGUGGAUCUAAACGGGAAUCAUAGCUGCGAUACGAGCAUGUCUGACGUACUGACUGAGUGUACGGAGCAGUGCACCGGGCUGAGGAAAAGACCGUGUCACGACACCACGGCGCAAAGUAAGAGGUCACGCAGCAGCCCAGAUGAAGUUAGUUGUCCAACCCUGAGCCACUCUGUUGAACACACACCCAGAAAGUCCAGUCCCAAGAGGCAAACGUGAGGACUAGCAAAACGAGAAGAUGCCCCCUCCCCCUUGUUUUUCCCUAAAUGUGGGAGACCUCAGUGUUGUUUUUUUUUUUUUUUUUUCCCUUUUGGACGAGGAUCUACGCAGCAUCAGAAACAUAUCAGCUCUCCUGAAGACUGGGGAGGACGCUGUUGAAGCACUGAAUAGAAACACUAAAGUUUUUGGCACUCAGUUAAAUGUUACUGCCUCUAACAGCAGUCGAUGUAGCAGUGUGCAAUUAGGUUGGAUUUCCUUUUUUGCUCCUUAUAUUUCUUUUCUUUUUUUUUUUACUACCUGUGUAUAUAAAUUAAUAAAUAUAUAUUUCUCUUCAUAUGUAGCACAUAAGAAACAUUAUGAUUUAUGAAACAAAUCCUUUAUGCUAAAA
Molecule: messenger RNA, 1297 nt
Organism: Poecilia latipinna (sailfin molly)
Lineage: Eukaryota; Metazoa; Chordata; Actinopteri; Cyprinodontiformes; Poeciliidae
Gene: cdkn1bb
Product: cyclin dependent kinase inhibitor 1Bb
Exons: 3
Coding region: 325-909 (194 amino acids)
Biological process (GO): G1/S transition of mitotic cell cycle; negative regulation of mitotic cell cycle; negative regulation of cell population proliferation
Cellular component (GO): cytoplasm; nucleus
Molecular function (GO): cyclin-dependent protein serine/threonine kinase inhibitor activity; protein-folding chaperone binding
Source: RefSeq, a predicted model, not a curated record